Molecule: messenger RNA, 3425 nt
Organism: Nymphalis io (European peacock)
Lineage: Eukaryota; Metazoa; Arthropoda; Insecta; Lepidoptera; Nymphalidae
Product: cationic amino acid transporter 2
Exons: 14
Coding region: 197-2119 (640 amino acids)
Biological process (GO): transmembrane transport; amino acid transport
Cellular component (GO): plasma membrane
Molecular function (GO): amino acid transmembrane transporter activity
Source: RefSeq, a predicted model, not a curated record
UGUCACUGUCAAGUUUCUAGGUAUGUUCUGCAAUAUUGCAUUGCUGCAAGAUGCUGAUCUUUGCAAUACGAUAGAUCUUAUUCGAUGAAAUAAACUAUCACUUACCUAUCCUUAAUAGGUCACUAAAUGUGACACCGAGUUGUUUUAAAUAGGUCAAAUUCGUAGUGUUAUUUAUAGGUUAUAAAGUGUUGGAAACAUGAGUUAUCCUGAUGGAAAUAGUUAUCCAAAUAGUGAAUUUGCCCCACAAAGUGCUGCCCAAGAGUCGACAAUACGAGAGGCAUAUAAUGAAGGGGGCAUAAAGGCAGGGGCAGUUCGUGUGGCACGACUCGCGUACGGCAUCUUAUCCAGACGAAAAGCAGCCGAAGAAGGUGUAGCGAGACUCGCCCGGGUCCUGUCAGCUUUAGAUCUAACUGCCCUGGGAGUAGGUAGCACAUUGGGUGUAGGGGUCUACGUACUCGCUGGGGACGUGGCCAAGAAUUAUGCGGGUCCAGCUGUCAUACUGUCGUUCCUGUUAGCGGCGGUCGCGAGUGUUUUUGCAGGUUUGUGUUAUGCGGAGUUCGGAGCUCGUGUACCCAAAGCUGGUUCGGCUUAUGUGUACAGUUACGUGUGCGUCGGAGAGUUCAUUGCAUUUAUCAUUGGAUGGAAUCUCAUACUCGAGUAUAUAAUCGGCGCGGCAUCGGUAGUGAAAGCGUUGAGUGAAUAUUUGGACUCUUUGCUGGAUAAGGCUAUUUCGACGCAGCUGCACGAGUGGAUGCCGAUGCACUCGCCGCACCUCGCGACAUAUCCUGACUUGUUCGCUUUCACUGUAAUCAUGGCAUUUUCUGUGGCUCUCGCAUUCGGCGUCAAGGAGUCCACGAAGUUCAACAAUUUUUGCACUGGUGUUAAUCUCUGCGUAGUAUUGUUCGUCAUAAUAUCUGGUUCAUUUAAAGCGGACAGCCGCAACUGGCGGCUGCCGGCGGACAGCGUGCCGCGCGGCGGGCGCGACUUCGGCGCGGGCGGGUUCGCGCCGUACGGGCUGGCCGGCAUCAUCAAGGGCGCCGCCGUCUGCUUCUACGGGUUCAUCGGUUUCGACUGCGUGGCGACCGCCGGCGAGGAGGCGAGGAGACCACAGAAGACCAUCCCCUUCGCCGUGGUGGCCUCCCUGCUGAUAGUGUUCCUGGCCUACUGCGGGGUCUCCUCCGUGCUCACACUGAUGCUCCCAUAUUAUAUGCAGGACGAGAAGGCGCCGUUCCCGCACGUGUACGACCGGCUGGGCUGGCCGUGGGCCAAGUACGCCGUCAGCGUGGGCGCCAUCUGCGCGCUCUGCUCCAGCUUGCUGGGAGCGGUGUUCCCCCUCCCGCGCAUCAUCUACGCUAUGUCGUCAGACGGGCUGUUGUUCAAGUUCAUGGGGAGAGUGAGUGAGAAGUACCAAACACCAUUGAUCGGAACCAUGGUUGCUGGACUUUUUACAGGUACAUUGGCGAUGAUAUUUGAAUUGGAGCAGUUAAUUCACAUGAUGUCCAUCGGCACUCUGCUGGCGUACUCCAUGGUGGCGUCUUGUGUACUGUUGCUCAGAUACGAGCGUAGCCCGUCACGCGGCUCGGCGGAGCGGCUGCGCGCGUCGUGCGGGGCUGCGCUGCGCCAGCUGUUCAACAGCGAGCGCCACGCCGCGCCCACCGCGCUCAGCGCCGCCGUCGUCGCCACGCUCGUCACGCUCUACGGUGUCUGGUGUCUGAUCAUGAUGAAUUGCGUCAACCAGCACGGGCAAGCUAUUUUGGCGGGAGAAAUGGUUCCUCUCAUCACCUUUAUCGUCAGUACAUCGCUGGUCAUCACGACGCUGUACGCGAUAUCAUGUCAGCCCGUAUCUGAGAAGAAAUUAGCGUUCUCUGUCCCGCUGGUGCCGUGGCUGCCCGGACUCAGUAUCCUAAUCAACGUGUAUUUGAUGCUGAACCUGGACUACAUGACGUGGCUGCGCUUCGCCGUCUGGAUCGCGGCCGGUCUCAUCAUCUAUGCUACCUACGGAGUUUGGCAUAGCUCGGAGCGUCGUAAGAACCUCGAUGCAGUCCAGCUCGCAGAACUCCACAACGACAGCCAAACCGCCCUGCUCCAGUCAAGCCUGAGCCAGCACGCGCUCGGCUGACAGAGGGAGAAGCAAGACGCGUCACGCAGGGAUGCGAAUGAGACGGAUAGAGAUGUAGUUAGUCCGUCUAGUACAGUAAUAUCGUUUAUUUCCAGUAUUUGAGAUCUUGAGUGUGUUAGGUUAAUUUUAAUCUUAAAUUAAUAUACAAUAAGCAUUAUAUGGGCUAUAUAUGAUUAGCUGAUUUAUAAAUUCAUCGUUAAAACGUUUAUGUUCCGAGCGAAGUCUACAGUGUGCAAGUUAAUAUUAAGCUUUACCGUUCCAAAGUGGACACAGCCCGAAGAUUCUGGAUUACGUUAGGUCUGGGCUAAGAGCUUUGAUCAAAUUGUGUUCUAAUUUUGGUAGAGUACACGUUAGGAUUUAGUUCGAUUCAGAUAGGAGUUUGAUAAUUGACCAAAAAUGAUUUUUAAUGUCACCAAUAUGUACUAAAUAAUUAACUGUUAAAAAACAAAUCGGCUACAAAUAAAAUUUGGGCCUAUAAAAAAAACAUAUAUUUUUUUCACCCUUGUUAGUAUUGAAAUAGAACCAAACGGAUAAUAUAAUCUGCCAAAAACAAAAAAGGUUUCUAAGGUAACGAACAUAAAAAAUAUAUACAGAUAAAAUAUAUAUAUUUUUUUUUUUACAAUUAACAGACCUGCGUUUGACCGUUGACUUGCCUGAUGUUAAGCAUCGACACUGUCUAGGAUGUAGCACGCUUGCCUAUAAGAAACCUGUUUACUCUGGAUAUGAAGACACCAACAUUGUACAUAUCAGGAAAUACGGACUCAGGCAAAGCAUUCCACAGUUUCGCAGUGCGAAUGAUAAAUGUGGAUUCAAAGCGCUUCGUACGUAUGCGGGGAAUUUCCACUGUGUACCUAUGGCGCUGUGGUCGCGUUUGCCUGGCCGUUCGAUAGUAAAAGGAUGCGGGAUAAUGAUGUAAAUCAAUUUAAAAAGAGAUUAAUUUAUUAUUAUCACUGCCAAGACGUACCGCCGAUUCUACUUACUUCGCUCCGAACAGAUUCAAAAAAUACAACACAUGCUUUAAUCAGAGACUCGCACUAGCGCGUUGCGAUGUUUUUUUUUGUGUUUGUGUGAGUCAUAUCUUUAAAAAUGGUCCUCAUAACGUUAUUAAAUAUGCUAGUGUGUCUCUCACCUAUUCUACGUCGUCGAUGCUAGAAAAUAACGGAGUGAAUAUCACUUGCCAACGUUUUAGACGUGAUUUUUUUAUUGCGACGUCAUACAAUAAUAUAUAAUUGUGAAUCUCCGAUCGUUCCUUAUGUAUUUACCAAAGGUAUUAUUUUGUUACCGAAUCUAUUAUAGCCAAAAAUAU